Messenger RNA from Arabidopsis lyrata subsp. lyrata, 1014 nucleotides. RefSeq lists its product as uncharacterized. Bases 173 to 772 code for a protein of 199 amino acids. Gene Ontology annotation, cellular component: plasma membrane. The record is from RefSeq and is a predicted model, not a curated record. The transcript is spliced from 2 exons. NCBI's taxonomy places the organism in Eukaryota, Viridiplantae, Streptophyta, Magnoliopsida, Brassicales, Brassicaceae.
AGAUACCAAAACUUUCCCCACCAAGUAGGGUUUAGUACCAAAUCCUUCAAAUUCCAUUAUCCUCUCUCAAACAUCACCCAAACCCACCAAAAGGCCAAGAACGUUGGUCACAGAGCCUGAAUGUUGUCUCAUCGAACCCGAACUAAAAUCCAAUCCCGUGAACCCCAUAAUAAUGCCCAGAUUGACUUCUCGUCACGGUACCACCAGUCCUCUCAUCUGGUGUGCAGCUAUCAUUUGUGCUAUAAUCUCUAUUGUUGUAAUCAUUGGUGGCAUUUUAGUCUUCGUUGGUUACAUGGUCAUUCAUCCUCGAGUUCCCAUCAUUAGUGUCACGGAUGCUCACCUCGACUUCUUAAAGUAUGAUAUAGUUGGAGUUUUGCAAACGCAGUUAACAAUUGUGAUUCGCGUAGACAAUCAUAACGCUAAGGCUCAUGCGUUGUUUGAUGAAACCGAGUUCAAGCUAAGCUAUGAUGGGAAACUUAUUGCGAUUUUAAAAGCGCCUGAGUUUGAAGUUGUUAAAGAGAAAUCAAUGUUCCUUCCUUACUUGGUUCAGUCAUAUCCAAUACCAUUGAAUCCAACUUUGAUGCAAGCUGUAGACUAUGCGGUUAAACAAGAUGUUAUUACGUUCGAGCUCAAAGGUGGCUCGAAAACUCGGUGGCGAGUCGGACCAUUAGGAUCGGUCAAGUUCGAGUGUAACCUUAGCUGUGAGCUUAAGUUUAGACCUUCUGAUCAUAGUUACAUUCCAUCUCCGUGCACUUCUUCUCAUAAGCAUUAGAUACUCUAUCUCUCAUUUGUUUUACUUUCCCUUUCACUUAAUUAGUUUUAUUUUACUUUUUGGGAUUGAUAUAUAUUUUUUUCUUUCUAAAAUAAUUGCUGUAGGUAAUACUACAAAUUUAUUCACAAUGAUAUCAAAUGAAUAUGAAAGAAAUUCAAGAAAUUUUGAUAUUUUCGCUCAACAAUUUGACUGGAAGUUUAUAUGAUUGUUUGGAAUAAUAAUGACUGAGAGUAAUAUCUUUU